Messenger RNA from Talaromyces atroroseus, 1449 nucleotides. RefSeq lists its product as hypothetical. Lineage: Eukaryota; Fungi; Ascomycota; Eurotiomycetes; Eurotiales; Trichocomaceae. The record is from RefSeq and is a predicted model, not a curated record. Bases 1 to 1449 code for a protein of 482 amino acids. The transcript is spliced from 2 exons.
AUGCGCUUCUCUAUAGACGACCAGCUCACAUGGCGAGUGACACCCGAGAAUCCCAUCCGUGAGAUGGACGGCAUGGACUGGGAACGUUGCGCAGCCUUACAUAAUCUAAUCGUUCGGUUGGGUUGGACAGGUAUGGGCAACUCAGACCAAGAUAUGCCAACUACGACGUGGUGGCAGGCAAACAUCACGCAUAACUCGCUUGAAGCAGAGUGGUCAAGACGGUUGUCACCGUCACUGAAGUUGUUUCUGCAAACGGCCUACGAGACUCCUCAUGAGAAUUUCUUCUACUACGCCCGCGGUCUGAAUGGACCACGUAGCUUUUUUGUUGGAGUACACGAGCAAGAAGACUCAAUAUUGGGAUUGUAUCAGAUGACUAACCUAAACCUCAGCGGACAUAGAGACGGUUUGAACUUUAACCAAAAAACGUCCAGGGCAAUCUUUUGCAGCGAUGUUCUGGACUCGUUUCCCACAACCAAUGGCCGCAUGGAAUGGGAUCCUCUCGAGGUUGUCUUAAGUGCCUGGCUCGACAUGAUUGACACGGGCAAGGUGAUUGCUAGACCAAAAGGUACAAGCGCUAGAGGGCCCUUGGAAUGCACACCCUGGGAGCUACUGCCAUACAGUGAACACGACUUGGCGCACUCCGUCAACGCUUUUAACAAUCUAGUCGCAAGGAUCGAAUGUCUGCUCGAAGAUGAAUCUCUUCGCCCACUGGACAACCUGGAUGAUCAACUAAGGCUUCUCGAUGCCUGUACAGCCAAACUCAACCAACCCGUCUCGCAAGAGCUGUCUGGCCUCGUGUCUAAGGAAGUUUUGGACAGGCUUUCUAUCCCAGACGGAUUUAUUCGAAGGUUCCUUCUCCGAGUGCGUCGACCGAGGAAUAUCCGUUACAUAGCACCUGGCCUACGUUUCCCUACUCCAAGCGAUUUCGCAUCCUAUCCAUUCGAGAGCUUCCAAAUACCCGACUCAAUGGAGUAUGACAUUCCCGUUCUCCCCAUACCCCUUUUCAUAUCGGAUAUUAAUUGCUCAGCACCACUUCUUGGUUAUCCUUUCCAUGAACUCUCUAGUUUACCCUACGGGCUUUGGAUGGAGUACUGUAACAGAGACGCUCACCAUACUUUUGAAGACACCUGUCGUCUAUAUCUACCAUUUGAGAUUGGAGCAAAUGGAUUUGCCCGCCUUACUGAUGAUUCGUUGGUUGGUGAAAACCAAGGGGAUCAUUCCGCAGCAAGGCCGAAUGGUCGGAAGAACGAACUAUACCAGCCAGGAUAUUGCCAUUUCAUCCCUUGGCAUGGGCCGCAGCUUGGAAACGUGCUGGAGCUAUGGUCGAAUUUGGUGGGAUUGGGGGAAUGGGCAGUCGGCGAAGAAGGGGUUUUGGGUGGUAUAGAGAAGUUCAGGGAGGCGGACACAGAGGAACAUUCGCACAAGUAUCAGAUCUUUACCAAAUGGUGA